Molecule: messenger RNA, 2141 nt
Organism: Budorcas taxicolor (takin)
Lineage: Eukaryota; Metazoa; Chordata; Mammalia; Artiodactyla; Bovidae
Gene: CRTAC1
Product: cartilage acidic protein 1
Exons: 15
Coding region: 120-1970 (616 amino acids)
Biological process (GO): axonal fasciculation
Molecular function (GO): calcium ion binding
Source: RefSeq, a predicted model, not a curated record
GCUCGAGGCCAGCCCGGGACCGGGGCUCCGAGCUGGAAGGCGGCGGCGGCGGCGGCAGAGGCGGCAGCGAGCUCCGGCUCUCCGACGCCCCCAGGCGGCGGGGCUGAGAGAGCCCGAGGAUGGCUGCGAGCGCGGACCCCGGGAUGUUCCAGGUGUUUCUAUUCCUGCUGCUGCUGUGGUUUCUGCCCCUGACGGAGGGGUCCCAGCGGGCUGAACCCAUGUUCACGGCAGUCACCAACUCGGUCCUGCCCCCUGACUAUGACAGCAACCCCACCCAGCUCAACUACGGAGUGGCAGUGACUGAUGUGGACCGUGAUGGGGACUUUGAGAUCGUUGUGGCUGGGUACAAUGGCCCCAACCUGGUUCUGAAGUACGACCGGGCCCAAAAGCGGCUGGUGAACAUCGCGGUGGACGAGCGCAGCUCCCCGUACUACGCGCUGCGUGACCGGCAGGGCAACGCCAUCGGGGUCACAGCCUGUGACAUCGACGGGGACGGCCGCGAGGAGAUCUACUUCCUCAACACCAACAACGCCUUCUCAGGGGUGGCCACGUACACGGACAAGUUGUUCAAGUUCCGCAAUAACCGCUGGGAAGACAUCCUGAGUGACGAGGUCAAUGUGGCCCGUGGCGUGGCCAGCCUCUUUGCCGGGCGCUCUGUGGCCUGCGUGGACAGGAAGGGCUCCGGACGCUACUCCAUCUACAUCGCCAACUAUGCCUACGGUAACGUGGGCCCUGACGCCCUGAUCGAAAUGGACCCCGAGGCCAGUGACCUCUCCCGGGGCAUUCUGGCGCUCAGAGAUGUGGCAGCUGAGGCUGGGGUCAGCAAAUACACAGGGGGCCGGGGCGUCAGCGUGGGCCCCAUCCUCAGCAGCAGUGCCUCGGAUAUCUUCUGCGACAAUGAGAACGGGCCCAACUUCCUCUUCCACAACCGGGGUGACGGCACUUUCGUGGAUGCUGCGGCCAGCGCUGGUGUGGACGACCCCCACCAGCACGGGCGCGGAGUCGCCCUGGCGGACUUCAACCGUGAUGGCAAAGUGGACAUCGUCUAUGGCAACUGGAACGGCCCCCACCGCCUCUACCUGCAGAUGAGCGCCCACGGGAAGGUCCGCUUUCGGGACAUCGCCUCGCCCAAGUUCUCCAUGCCCUCCCCUGUGCGCACAGUCAUCGCCGCUGACUUUGACAAUGACCAGGAGCUGGAGGUCUUCUUCAACAACUUCGCCCACCGCAGCUCCUCAGCCAACCGCCUCUUCCGCGUCAUCCGCAGGGAGCACGGCGACCCCCUUAUCGAGGAGCUCAACCCUGGCGAUGCCUUGGAGCCUGAAGGUCGGGGCACAGGGGGCGUGGUGACCGACUUCGAUGGAGACGGGAUGCUGGACCUCAUCUUGUCCCACGGAGAGUCCAUGGCUCAGCCGCUGUCCGUCUUCCGGGGGAAUCAGGGCUUCAGCAACAACUGGCUGAGGGUGGUGCCACGAACCCGGUUUGGGGCCUUCGCCAGGGGUGCCAAGGUCGUGCUCUACACCAAGAAGAGCGGGGCACACCUGAGGAUCAUCGACGGGGGCUCAGGCUACCUGUGCGAGAUGGAGCCCGUGGCUCACUUUGGCUUAGGGAAGGAUGAAGCCAGCAGCGUGGAGGUGACAUGGCCAGAUGGCAAGAUGGCCAGCAGAAACGUGGCCAGCUCGGAGAUGAACUCGGUGCUGGAGAUUCCCUAUCCCCGGGAUGAUGACAGACCUCAGGACCCAGGCAGCCUGGAGUGCGGCCAAGGAUUCUCCCAGCAGGAAAGUGGCCAUUGUGCGGACACCAAUGAAUGCAUCCAGUUCCCAUUCGUGUGUCCUCGAGACAAGCCUGUGUGUGUCAACACGUACGGAAGCUACAGGUGCCGGACCAACAAGAGAUGCAAUCGGGGCUAUGAACCCAACGAGGACGGCACAGCCUGUGUGGCCUCCCUCACUCCUUCAGAAGAAUCAAGAUAGUCCUGUCUUUUCUGUAUCCUCCAGUGUCAUGAGCGGCUUAUUUUGCCCUUAACAAAGAUGGCUUCCAGGCGGUUGCUUGCUCAGUUGAUGUGACAGUGUGUCCCGUGCCUGCUGGUUUGGCCUGUGCUGUUUCUGCUCUGCGGGCCCUGCGGGCCUGUGGUAGAGAAAGCC